Messenger RNA from Miscanthus lutarioriparius, 747 nucleotides. NCBI's taxonomy places the organism in Eukaryota, Viridiplantae, Streptophyta, Magnoliopsida, Poales, Poaceae. The record is from the annotation of a GenBank genome assembly.
AUGGCGCUCUCUUCCCACGCCACCACCGCCGCGGCGGCCGUCGGCACCUUUCACCAAUCCACCCGCUCCUCCUCCCGGCGACUCCCCGCGUCGUCUGUCUCCCCCCGGCCCCCGCCGCCCCCGCGCUCCCUGCGCCUAGACCAUGCCGCGGCGCCGUCCCUCUCCCCCGCCGCCACCGUGCCCGCGCCCGACGGCCUCCUCGCCGCCGCCAUCGAGCACCUGGAGCGCGAGCCGGCCUCCGUCGCAGCCGACGAGGCCCCGCUCGCGGCGCUGUCCCCGCGGGAGCUGCAGCUGGUGCUCGUCUACUUCGCGCAGGAGGGGCGCGACGCCUACUGCGCGCUCGAGGUCUUCGACUGGCUCCGCCGCGCCAACCGCGUCGACGGGGAGACCAUGGAGCUCAUGGCGGCCAUCGCCUGCGGCUGGAUCGAGCGCCUCGUGGGGUCCGGUGGGGACGUCGCCGACGUCGCCGCACUGCUCGGGGAGAUGGACUGCGUCGGGCUGCGGCCCGGGUUCAGCCUCGUGGAGAAGGCCGUCGCGCUCUACUGGGACCGCGGGGAGAGGGAGCUCGCUGUCGAGUUCGUCAGGGACGUGCUCAGGAGAGGGGGACUCGGAGCCGGCGCAGGAGGGGAGCACAACUCUGCCAACGGCGACGGCGAGCGGGGAGGGCCCGUUGGCUACCUCGCCUGGAAGAUGAUGGUAAACAGGCCCUGUCUCACAAUUCCUGCACUUCUUACCCGUUUUAUUUAA